AUGGGCAAAUCACGGAGAAACAGAGCUCAUGCUCAUCGCUCCGACCCUAUGUCUGCUGCCAUAAAGCCAGUCAAAGCUCCAAACGACCCUGAGCUUGCUGCACUCAGAGAGAAGCGAAUCCUUCCCGUCAUAAACGACCUCCGGAGCGUUGAUUCCAGCGCUCGAUCAGCAGCUGCCGGUGCUGUGGCCAACAUCGUUCAGGACGAAAAGUGUCGCAAGCUUCUUCUGCGAGAGCAGAUCGUGCCCAUCGUCCUCACAGAGACCCUCACUGACGCAAGCCUGGACAGCCGGGCUGCUGGCUGGGAGAUAUUGCGCGUGAUUGCUUCAGAGGAAGAGAGCGAUUUCUGUGUUCACUUGUUCAGACUUGAUGUACUGACUGCCAUAGAGCAUGCUGGCAAGAAUGUGGUCCAAACAGUUGCAGAGUCAUCUUUCGCCAAGACACCCAAGGCUCAGCAACAAGUCAUGUGGAACAUCACAACAGCACUUAUAUCACUGAUCAAUGCCCUGGCUACUGCUCGGGAUGAGAUUUUGGAUGCCAUAGCCUCCAACCCCCAGAUCUUGCCAUUCCUGUGCUUCCUCGUCACUCACGCCUCCACGCCAUAUGAAACCUCCACUGAGGCUCUCAGCUGUUUGAUGUCGCUGUCUGAGGACAACCUCAAAGUAUCGCAGCUCGUAGUAGCUGACCCAUCAAAUUGUUUCAGAACUCUGGCAAAGUUCAAAGAGGGCACCGACAUCAAAUCAGUAUACUCAUGUGGUGUUCUUCACAACAUUUUCUCAUCACUCGAGUGGCACGACGGGAGUCCUGGUCAAGAUGGUGCCACAGAUGCACAACUCAUACCCAGUUUAUCUCGAGUGCUGGAGCGGACAAGGCAGGAUUCCAAGACGAAUCAGAUCAGUGGAGUAUCCCCUGAAGCAGUGUCACUUGCACUGGAAGUCUUGGCCUCCAUAGCAACAGAUCUUCAGGGAACUGUGGCAAAGGGCAACAAGGCUGACGAGGAGUGGAAUGGUAUCGAGGACGACGAAGCAAUGGCAGAGGAUGACGAUGACGAAGCGAAGCACGAAGCAGACGACGAAGAUGUGGAUGAUGCAGAGGCCAUGGAUGCUGAUGGAGCUGAUGGCGAGGUAGACGACGAAAUGGAUGAAGACGCAAUGGAGGCAGACCUGGAUCUCGUUACGGGAGGAGACGACGGUGGUGAGGACGAUGGCGGAGUCGACGACUUGCCUACACUGAAGGAGUUCAUGACGAAAGCGGUACCUCACAUCAUUCGCAUGGCCAACCUCGCACCUGCAUCUGAUGAAGCGGUGGCUAUCCAGAGCGAAGCGUUUUCCGCUCUCAACAACAUAUCUUGGACGCUGUCCUGUUUCGACUAUUCGGAGUCUGGCAACGCCGGCAUUCUGAGAGCCUGGACGCCAGCAGCCAAGCGGAUCUGGUCAAACGUCAUCGCCCCCGUCCUCACGACCGACACUGCGGAUGUGUCCUUGGCUUCUCUUGUCACGAGCAUUGCCUGGGCGGUCUCCCGCACUCUACAGGGAUCAACGCCUCUUGUUGGCGAUGAACACCGAAAAUUCAUCGCUCUUUACAAAGCCUCCAAGGGCUUACCUGGGAAGCCUGAGGACCAAGCCGGCCAAGAAGAGGCUGACCCCUUCCAAGCCCUCGGAGUCAAGUGUGUCGGUGUGCUGGGCCAGCUUGCUCAGGAUCCCGCGCCAAUCAGCCUGAACCGUGAGGUCGGCAUCUUCCUGAUCACCAUUCUCAACGGGCUGCCGGAUGCACCUGCCGCAGACGCGGUGGAGGCUCUCAACCAGAUCAUGGAUAUUUACGGCAACGAGACCCAUGCAUGCGACAAGGAGGUGUUCUGGAAGGACAACUUUUUGAAGCAUCUCGAAGACAUCCUCCCUAAGGCCAAGGCUGUGGCGAAGACGAUUGACAAGAGGGGCGCCACAACCGAACUUCGAGCUCGGGCAGACGAGGCCGUAAUGAACCUUGGUCGCUUCAUCCAGUACAAGAAGAAGAACCCCCCAAAGGCUUGA
This is a messenger RNA of Diaporthe amygdali, 2028 nucleotides long. Its product is annotated as rm-like repeat-containing protein. The record is from RefSeq and is a predicted model, not a curated record. NCBI's taxonomy places the organism in Eukaryota, Fungi, Ascomycota, Sordariomycetes, Diaporthales, Diaporthaceae. The coding region runs from base 1 to 2028 and encodes 675 amino acids. The transcript has 2 exons. Gene Ontology annotation, biological process: protein import into nucleus; ribosomal large subunit biogenesis.